Penaeus monodon (black tiger shrimp) is the source of this 1048-nucleotide messenger RNA. RefSeq lists its product as uncharacterized. Lineage: Eukaryota; Metazoa; Arthropoda; Malacostraca; Decapoda; Penaeidae. The coding region runs from base 95 to 595 and encodes 166 amino acids. The record is from RefSeq and is a predicted model, not a curated record. The transcript is spliced from 2 exons.
CCGCUCUCGACGUACCGCUCGCUUCCUAGGCCCAUACGAGUGUGUCACAAGCUUGAAGAAGAAAGAAAGAACCAGGUAACUUUCGCCAAAGGUCAUGGGGAGGCUGUGUCUCGGCGCGUGGAUGGCGGCCUCGUGUCUCUCCGUGGCUCUCCAUCCCGUCCAGGGCGCCCUUCGCGUCGCGGUGGCCGGGGAGGAGCCCUUGAGGUUGCCGGUGCUUUUGUCCCGCACCGGCCUGGCCCGCCGCGGACUCCCUUGGCCCCGUGCCCGCAUAGCCAACGAGGACCUGCAGACGGCAGACGAAGGGGAGUGGGCCCCCAAGCCCUCCUCUCAAGGGCUGCCGUACGAAUACCCCGAGGCCGACGUCGGUGAGCCUCGCCGGAGCAGACAGGGGCGCAGAGGUGCCCUUGGUCAGCCGACGGAGCCACGCUUCGUUGUCAGGGACCAAAAGGGAUUCAGGCAGAUGAAACGCGCGUUCAGCUUGUGGGCGGCGCUACACAAGCCCGUCGGCUACGAAGCCAUCGUCAAACCCGUCGAGCCCGAGGGCGAGACGCCCCUCAGACCCGUCGGCGUCAAUCCCCUUCGCUGGGGAAGAUAACUGGUUUGUCCCCACGCCCGCGGAGAGAAGGAUGAAGAGGGGAGAGAAGUACUCCCUUCCUACAAGCGUCGGUCACAAGCUUGAUCGAAAAUACCAUGCGAAACUGCAUCUCACAUACGCUGUAUUGAACACUAUAUAGACUAUAGUCUUCAUUACUUGUUGUCAGGAACCGCCUGUUAUUUAUGUAAAUUUUAAUUAAUUUUGUGUUGAAGUCUGUGAUCUUCUUGUUCUUAUAAAAACAUGCAAUAUCCUCACCAUCAUGUCAAGUGCUGUUAUGCCGCCUUUCUUUACUGUUGUGCGGAACCAUUUUCUCUUGUUAUCUUCAUCUGCUCUCCGCAUUUCAUUUUGCUGGAAAUCAUGUUCUUCACUUUAUUCUCCAUUCUUUGUGGAUUUUCUUAAAAAGGUGUUACGAGUCGUUUAUUUCAAAAGUGUGAAUAAAGCGAUCUGCCAACA